UAUAAAUGUCCGACACAGAGGAAGACCACGAUGGGCAAAAGACGAAGGCCGUGUUCUCCACGCUGGUGGCCGACGGGGACUGGCUGUACAUGAAGGGCGAGUACAAGAAGGCUCUGAGCAGCUACACGGCGGCCCUGACUGUAAAGCCUGAUGACAAGACUUGCUGCGUGGGCCGAUCCAAAUGUUACCUGAAGCUCGGCCAAUCGGAAAGCGCUUUAAAGGAUGCAGAGGCUUCACUCAAAAAGGACAAGUCAUUUUUCGAGGGAGUGUACCAGAAGGCGGAGGCCUUGUACUACAUGGGUGAAUUUGAAUUUGCUCUGGUGUUAUACCACCGAGGACACAAACUACGUCCUCAAAUACAGGGGUUCAGACUGGGCAUCCAGAAAGCUCAAGAGGCUAUCGAAAAAUCAUUAAGUCCUUCCUCUGUAAAACUGAAGAUUAAAGGAGACUUGUCAUUGCUCCUAAAAGAUGAGAGGGCACAGCCAAUCGCUGCCAUCCAGCAUCUGACCACGAAGAAACAACCACAGACCCAAAAGAUCCCCAAGAGUGAGAAGACCACCAAGCAACUGCUGGGAGAGUUUUACACUGACAAGAAAUAUCUAGAAACCCUGCUGAAAGAUGAAGAUUUGGUGAAAGGAAAGACUAAAGGAGGGGAACAACUGCAUGACGUCAUUCAGGGCUGCCUCGCAUACCUCGACUCAUGCACCGAGUUCUGGACCGAGGAGACGCCGAGCGGCUCGCGGGGGGGCAAAGGGCGUAAGCUGCGGCAGGAAGACGGUGGCAAGCCCCGCCGCGGAGCGCCCUCUGAACCGGCUCAGUUUCUGCUGAAGAGCCUGGAGGACAUCGACGCAGAGUUGACGUCCGGAAAUGCAGAAGGUAGUCUGAAGAAGGCCGAGGACGUGAUGAAGAUAGUGCGGGGCUGGUCGGAGAAAGAGGUGCCCAAUCGGAAAGAAGUGUUGGGCAGCCUGCACAGCUGUAUUGGGAACGCCUUCAUCGACUUGGGAGACACGGACCGAGCUUUAGAGCAUCAUCGAAAAGACUUGGAGUUGGCUGAGCAGUGUGAACUCCCGGAUGCGAUGUCCAGGGCUCUGGACAACAUCGGGCGGGUUUAUGCUCAAGCCGGACAGUUCACACAGGCCAUUGAGUUCUGGGAGAAGAAGAUCCCUCUGGCCCGCGGUGGUUUGGAGAAGACCUGGUUGUUUCACGAGAUCGGGUGGUGUUACCUCGAGCUCAAUCUCUACGAAGAAGCCAGAGACUACGGCGUGCGGUCAGUCGCUGCGGCCGAGGAAAUUGCUGACGAGAAAUGGCAGAUUAAUGCCAACGUGUUGGUGGCUCAGUCAGAAUUGAAACUAGGACACGUUGAGUCCUCCGUCUCCCACUUCGAGAGGGCCUUGACCCAGGCCGCGCUGCAAGAUGACGACUCCGCCAGGAACGUCAUUCAGAAGGCCCUCGAUGAGGCAAAGCAGCAGCUCCCACAGUGACGACGUCAUCAGUCGAGAUUUAUCUUGCUCCAAAGUGCGAAUUGAGAAAAAGACCUUCAGAAGAACACGCUCCUCAAAUGAAAGUAGAACGAAAUGAG
Pseudoliparis swirei is the source of this 1579-nucleotide messenger RNA. It is a transcript of the gene odad4, whose product is annotated as outer dynein arm docking complex subunit 4. Bases 6 to 1481 code for a protein of 491 amino acids. The transcript has 11 exons. NCBI's taxonomy places the organism in Eukaryota, Metazoa, Chordata, Actinopteri, Perciformes, Liparidae. Gene Ontology annotation, cellular component: cytoplasm. The record is from RefSeq and is a predicted model, not a curated record. Gene Ontology annotation, molecular function: protein binding.